GAAUCAGAAACAUUACAAAAUUGUGAGAGGAAUCGAGUUUAAUGCAAUUCUUGUUUUGAAAAUCAUCCAUUUUUGGUUCCUGAGGAAAUCCCUGGCAGUUAGCUGCUCUGCGUUCUCCAAAUUUCUCCACUCCAUUUUUCUGUGUUCCACCAGCUAGUUCACAUGGUUGAGCUUGGAGGGUCUGCAACAAUGGAGAACACCAAUGGAAAUAUAGUCAGUGUGAAGCAGGGAGAGCCGACUCUGGUUCCUCCUGCAGAGGAAACAGAGAAGGGUCUCUAUUUCCUCUCCAACCUUGACCAGAACAUUGCGGUCAUCGUUCGAACGAUAUACUGCUUCAAGUCAGAUGAAAAAGGGAAUGAGAAAGCAGGGGAAGUGAUCAAGGAUGCAUUGAGGAAGGUUCUGGUUCAUUACUACCCCCUCGCUGGAAGGCUGACAAUCAGCGCGGAGGGCAAGCUUAUUGUGGACUGCACCGGAGAAGGAGCUGUCUUCGUUGAGGCCGAAGCAAAUUGCAACAUGGAAGAGAUUGGUGACAUAACAAAGCCAGACCCUGACACUCUUGGGAAGCUGGUUUAUGAUAUUCCGGGUGCUAAAAACAUCCUGGAGAUGCCACCUUUAGUGGCUCAGGUGACAAAGUUCCAGUGUGGAGGGUUUGUUCUUGGGCUGUGUAUGAACCAUUGUAUGUUUGAUGGGAUAGGAGCUAUGGAAUUUGUGAAUUCCUGGGGUGAAACAGCCAGAGGUUUGCCACUUGCUAUUCCACCAUUCACAGAUAGGACCAUCCUUAAGGGCAGGAUCCCCCCAAAGAUAGAGUACCUGCAUCAGGAAUUUGCUGAGAUUGAAGACAAGUCUAGAACUUGUGAUCUCUACAAAGAUGAACUGCUCUACAGAUCAUUCUGCUUUGAUGCAGAGAAGCUUGAGAAACUGAAGAAAAUGGCAAUGAAAGAUGGGUCUCUAGACAAAUGCACUACUUUUGAAGCUAUUUCGGCAUUUGUGUGGAGGGCUCGGACCAGGGCACUAAACAUGUUGCCUGAUCAAGAAACAAAGCUCCUCUUUGCUGUUGAUGGGAGGCCUAAAUUUAACCCUCCACUGCCAAAAGGCUACUUUGGCAAUGGAAUUGUGUUGACAAAUUCUAUAUGCCAAGCAGGAGAGUUACUGGAGAAACCGUUUUCCCACGGCGUGGGGCUGAUUCAGGACGCUAUCAAGAUGGUUACAGAUAGUUACAUGAGGUCCGCUAUAGAUUACUUUGAAGUAACAAGAGCUAGGCCUUCUUUGUCUUCUACCCUGUUGAUCACCACUUGGUCUAGGCUAUCUUUCCACACUACCGAUUUCGGGUGGGGAGAGCCUGUUCUAUCAGGGCCUGUUGCAUUGCCGGAGAAGGAGGUGAUCUUGUUCCUAUCUCAUGGCACAGAAAGGAAAAGCAUAAAUGUGCUUCUGGGUUUGCCAGCUUCUGCCAUGAAGACCUUCCAGGAACUGGUGCAGGUCUAGAGGAAAAGGGAGAUUUGAUAUUUGUGAUCCUUUUACUGUUUCUGUCUCGUUAAUUUCACUGUGCUAGUUCAAUUAUCUCUAUUGGUAUAUUAAGUUCAUCAGCUUUGCAGAAGGAAAACCAAUUACAAUGGAGAUGGGCACGUACAAGGGAAGAAAAUUCUGGGUGAAUUUCUGCAGAGUGUGUUGGGGUCUACAUUCUUUUUUCUUUUCUUUUGUUGGAAUUUGUAUUACCAGAACUUGUCUAUUGUUCAUUUAAUUUGAAUGUUAAUUAAUAAUUAUGUUCAAUUUCA
Rubroshorea leprosula is the source of this 1772-nucleotide messenger RNA. The record is from the annotation of a GenBank genome assembly. Lineage: Eukaryota; Viridiplantae; Streptophyta; Magnoliopsida; Malvales; Dipterocarpaceae.